Pelodiscus sinensis (Chinese soft-shelled turtle) is the source of this 1925-nucleotide messenger RNA. The record is from RefSeq and is a predicted model, not a curated record. NCBI's taxonomy places the organism in Eukaryota, Metazoa, Chordata, Testudines, Trionychidae.
UGACUAAGCUUACUCUGAUGCCUGCGUUCUAGGUUGAAGGUGGCAGUAAUGCUAACGCUGGCAAGCAAACUGAAGCGGGAUGAUGGUGUCAAAGGGCCCCGUGCAUCCAACCCAGCUUCUGAUUCGACGCGGAGAGUGUCUAUUAGAGAUAAAUUGCUUGUUAAAGAGGUUGCAGAACUUGAAGCUAAUUUACCUUUGCUCUUUUACGUGAAGAGGAAUAUUUGCAGUUACUCUAUCAAGACUGUGAAAAUUACAAGUACGUGUAAAGUGAAUUUUCCAGAUCCAAACAAGCUCCAUUACUUUCAGCUAACUGUAAACCCAGAUGAGGGUUAUUACCAAGGAGGAAAAUUUCAGUUUGAAAUUGAAGUUCCUGAUGCCUAUAACAUGGUGCCUCCAAAGGUAAAAUGUUUGACUAGAAUCUGGCAUCCGAACAUCACAGAGACGGGUGAAAUCUGUUUAAGUUUAUUGAGGGAACAUUCAAUUGAUGGCACUGGAUGGGCUCCCACUAGAACAUUAAAGGAUGUUGUUUGGGGAUUGAACUCUUUAUUUACAGAUCUCUUGAAUUUUGAUGAUCCUUUGAAUAUUGAGGCUGCAGAACAUCAUUUGCGGGACAAGGAUGACUUUCGGAAUAAAGUUGAAGAUUACAUUAAGCGGUAUGCAAGAUGAUGAAAGGAAACUGAUGGCAGGACCAUGGAUUUCAUACUAUAGAGUUGUCUUUAUAAUUUAUAAAACAACAGCAAAACCCCAGAUUGUACUAGUCCUGUGUCCAUGUUGUACUGAAGAAGAAAACUAACUAUAUAAUUGUCCACGAUAAGUGGACAGUUCAACAUAAAUACAGCAAGAAAUUCUCUGUUGGUUAAAAAAAGUUGUUUGCUUACCUUUCAAAUGUUUGCUCUUCUGAAACUGUACUGUAUAUCUUGUUGAUGAAAUAUGCUUGAGAGUUACAAGAAAUCACUAUGGAAGUUGUACGACACUUUUCUUCCUGCUUAGUAAAAAUAGUUGUGUUCCAGAAACACAUGUUAGCAAUAAAGUAGUCCCCCUCUGAACCAAAUCACAGUACUAUUGCCUUUGAUGGAGAGAAAUAAUAUCCCCUUCCCCCUGGAAUAUUAGAGCUUGUCAGAAUUCAUAAAAUCAGCUCUAUCUAAUGCUGAAAUUCUAAUGAUCUAUUUAAGUACAUUUUGGAACAAAUAUGUGACUUGUACAUUGCUACUUUUAGUUUCUAUUUUUUAUGCACAGUGGUUGAGAAACAUAGGCUAAUCCCUAAGCAAAAAGUCUAAAUGUAUAGUAUUAGAAAAAAAAAUUAUAUAUUCUGAGCAAAUGCACUGAAAGGCUGACUUUUGAAAACAGGCCUUUCAGAGUCAGAUGUGGAGAGGAAAUUUUGAAAACUUAAGUUAAAUUGGUGACAAUGGAGUUUGGAUUAAUUUUCUGGGGAAUGACCCAGCUGUGUCUUGUAACCUUCUGUCCUUUGACAGCCACAUACUGAUACAAUAGUGCGUAUAACAGCUAAUACACACUGCACCACUGGUCUGUUCUGCGUAUGAGCCUAGGUUUUAUUUAUUUUUAAGUUGGGGGUGGGAGGGUUAUGCUACAGCCACCCUUCUAAUAAGUAACUGUGUAUCAAAGAAGAGUGAGGACAUGUGAAAGCAGAGAGCCUCCUGCAGAGCAUCUGCUCAAAACUAAGGGGAUGAAGCAUUUGGAAUGAGGGCUGUGAAAAGUGUUGUGUAUUGUCUGCUAGUGCUCCCUUAUUACUCACCUCUGCCGAUCAGAGCGAUGCUCCGGGGCUGUUUGGCCCAGGGAUAUACGAAUGGCCAGAGCCGUAGACAGUGGCAUGCUUUGUAGGGUGGGAUCGUUGAGUGGAAAUGGGUUCAAUUCCAGGUUUACAAAUAGAUGAAGCAGCAAAAUAAAUGUUUGUGGUUUCAUCCAUA